GUCGGGGCGGCGCAGGGGCUGCCGGUCCUAGUCUUGGCGUGGGGCUGUGGUGUGAGAGGCUGGAGGCUGCGGUAGUGGCUGCGGUAGCGCAGAGCUGGGAUGUCGCGCACGUUGCAGCUUUGCCGGUUCCAUUCAGCAUUGCUGCAGAGCAGACAGGCUCCUUGGCUAUCCUCAGCCGUAUUCUUCAGGAAAAAUUUGACAGCGGGACCUGCAAGGUUAUUACCUACAAGCCCCACGGUUCCCAAACCCUUAUGGAAGAAGGCAGUUUCCAUCGUGAUGGUGGGGGUGCCCCUGCUGUUCGGGCUCCGCUACGUCGUUGCUGACAAACGAGAAAGGAGGAAGAUGAGGCUUUUGGUCGAUGGCAUCGGACGAUUUGGCAGGUCUCUCAAAGUGGGCCUCCAGAUCUCCAUGGAUUAUUGGUGGUGCACAAAUAUGGUUCUCCAAGGGGUGGACGAGAACAGCCCUGGCUACAUGGAGGUGAUGUCAGCGUGUCACCAGCGGGCAGCCGAUGCCCUGGUAGCUGCAGCCAUCCUCAAUGGAGGCCUCUAUGUGAAGCUGGGCCAGGGACUCUGCUCCUUUAAUCACCUGCUACCCCCUGAGUACAUCACCACCCUUCGCCUGCUGGAGGACAAAGCCCUCACUCGGGGCUACAAAGAGGUGGACGAGCUGUUCCUAGAGGAUUUCCAGGCCCCAGCCAACGAAGUGUUCCAGGAAUUUAACUAUGAGCCUGUGGCAGCGGCCAGUCUGGCCCAGGUGCACAAAGCAAAGCUGAAGGAUGGCACAGAGGUGGCUGUGAAGGUGCAGUACAUCGAUCUAAGGGAUAGGUUUGAUGGGGACAUCUACACUCUUGAGCUCCUGCUGCAGAUCAUCGAAUUCAUGCAUCCCAGCUUUGGCUUCAGCUGGGUUCUCAAGGACCUGAAAGGGACCUUGGCUCAGGAACUGGACUUUGAGAAUGAGGCUCGGAACUCAGAGCGCUGUGCCAAUGACCUGAAGAACUUUCACUAUGUGGUGGUACCCCGUGUGCACUGGGACAAGUCCAGCAAGAGGGUGCUGACUGCCGACUUCUGUAAUGGCUGUAAGGUGAACAAUGUGGAAGAGAUCCAGAAGCAGGGGCUCAGCUUGAGUGAUACAUCAUCUAAAUUGAUCCGAGUAUUUGCUGAACAGAUCUUUUACACGGGCUUCAUCCACUCAGAUCCCCACCCUGGAAAUGUAUUGGUACGGAAAGGUUCAGAUGGACAAGCAGAAUUGGUGCUGUUGGACCAUGGCCUCUAUCAGUUCCUGGAUGAAAAGGAUCGCUUGGCCUUGUGCCAACUGUGGCGGGCCAUUAUCUUGCGGGAUGAUGCAGCCAUGAAGAAGCAUUCUGCUGAGCUUGGUGUUGAAGAUUAUUUCCUGUUCUGUGAGAUCCUAAUGCAACGACCAAUUCAAAUGGGGCAGUUGUGGCGUUCUGGCAUGCUGAGCCAUGCAGAGACGACCUACAUGCAGGAAAUGGCUAAGGAACAUUUUGCCCGAAUCAUGGAGGUGCUGAAGGCCUUGCCCCGCCCAAUGCUGCUCGUCCUGAGAAACAUCAACACAGUGCGCUCCAUCACCAUAAACCUGAAGUCCCCUGUGGACCGAUACUUCCUCAUGGCCAAGAGUGCUGUGAGAAGCUGGAGCCGACUGCUGAAAGAACAGACUCAAAGAAACUUAUACAGACGGUUUUUGAAUUGGGUCAAGGUCACAUGGGAAAGCUUCAAGUUUGAAAUUGUCCUCAGGUUGGAGAUGUUAUCAAUGCGCCUCACCUCCAAGUUCAUCAAAUUCCUGGUUUAUCUGGGUGUCAUACCUGAGCCUGAGGAGGUAUUCAAGAAAAUGGAGCCCUAGAUCUGGGUGGCUUUGUCACACCCACCCCCAGCAGCACAGAUCCACCUCCCUCAACGAAUAGAAAGGAGGAGCGGGUGUCAGCCACCAGGGCAUCAAGACCCCCCAGAGUCAAGCGGCCAAGAAAAGAGAGAUGACAGGCUCGAGUCUCCUCUACUUGCUCAGACUAAGGCAAGGGAGGCCCCUUAGGGCAAAGAAUAAAGGAGUAGAUGUAA
Antechinus flavipes (yellow-footed antechinus) is the source of this 2069-nucleotide messenger RNA. It is a transcript of the gene ADCK5, whose product is annotated as aarF domain containing kinase 5. NCBI's taxonomy places the organism in Eukaryota, Metazoa, Chordata, Mammalia, Dasyuromorphia, Dasyuridae. The record is from RefSeq and is a predicted model, not a curated record. The transcript has 15 exons. The coding region runs from base 100 to 1857 and encodes 585 amino acids.